GGCCUGGCGACGGGUAAAAGAAUCGCACACCAAUAUUCCCAAAGUCCAAACCACCGUAUAUCCUAGACGCCUCCCUAGAUCGCCGUGAAAUCGAACCGGCCACCGCCAUCAUCGCCGGUGCAACAAUGGCAGGAGUAUCACUGAAGUGCGGAGACUGCGGAGCGCUACUGAAAUCGGUUGAAGAAGCACAAGAACACGCAGAGCUCACCAGUCAUACCAAUUUCUCUGAAUCCACCGAAGCCGUUCUUAACCUAGUUUGCUCUACCUGUGGCAAACCAUGCCGCUCUAAAACUGAGAGUGAUCUGCAUACCAAGAGGACUGGGCAUACUGAAUUUUCGGACAAGACUUCGGAGACGGCGAAGCCAAUUACAUUGGAGGUUCCCAAGAAGCAAAGUAACGAUGAUGUGGAUAUGGCGGAUGCUAGUACUACCGGCGAACCAGAGGAAAUGGUUGUUCCUGAUGUUGACUUAAAACUACUAGAGGAGCUUGAGUCAAUGGGUUUUUCAAAGGCAAGGGCAACCCGGGCACUUCAUUUCUCUGGGAAUUCGGAUCUUGAGGCUGCUGCAAAUUGGAUUGUCGAACAUGAGGAUGAUGCUGACAUAGAUCAGAUGCCUAUGGUGUCUGCCAAGAGUAAAUCAGAGCCUCCUAAGCCUUCUCUUACUCCUGAGGAAAAGAAAGCAAAAGCGCAAGAGCUGAAGGAGCGAGCUCGCAAAAAGAAAGAAGAGGAAGAAAGGAGAAUGGAAAGAGAGCGAGAGAAGGAGCGAAUUCGAAUUGGUAAGGAGCUACUUGAAGCAAAGCGUAUAGAGGAAGAUAAUGAAAGAAAACGUAUUAUAGCCUUGCGGAAAGCAGAAAAAGAGGAGGAGAGAAGAGCUAGAGAAAAAAUCAGACAGAAGUUGGAAGAGGAUAAGGCUGAAAGGAGGAGGAAGCUGGGAUUGCCUGCAGAAGAUCCCUCUGCCCCAAAACCUUCUGCACCUGUAGUGGAGGAAAAGAAGAGUUCGUUGCCCAUCAGGCCUGCUACAAAAGCAGAGCAAAUGAGAGAGUGCUUACGAUCUCUCAAGCAGAGCAAUAAGGAUGACGAGGCAAAAGUGAAGACAGCAUUUAACACUCUUCUGACUUAUGUCAAGAAUGCUGCAACUAAGCCCGAGGAGGAAAAAUUCCGCAAGAUCAGACUUAGUAAUGCUGCCUUUCAGGAUAGAGUCGGGAAAUUGGAAGGCGGCAUUAAGUUUCUUGAGCUAUGUGGAUUUGAAAAGGUUGAAGGCGACGAAUUCUUGUUUCUGGCUAGGGAUAAAAUCGAUCGAGCUGUAUUGAAUUCAGCUGGAAGUGAGUUGAACAGUGCCAUCAAUAAUCCUUUCUUUGGAGUUCUUUGAUUCCCCAACCAAAUACAGAUUGGUAUCUUUCUUCCUUUCAACUUCACAUUGGUAUGUAAAACCAUCUUUUUAUUAGCACUGUUUAUUCUUCUUUCAUGCUAUGAGUAAAGUUUUUAAGUUUUCUGGAAUAACGAUUGAUGAAAAGAUCGAGAUUUGUAUC
Cynara cardunculus var. scolymus (artichoke) is the source of this 1527-nucleotide messenger RNA. RefSeq names its product UBX domain-containing protein 1. Gene Ontology annotation, molecular function: protein binding. The coding region runs from base 126 to 1367 and encodes 413 amino acids. The record is from RefSeq and is a predicted model, not a curated record. NCBI's taxonomy places the organism in Eukaryota, Viridiplantae, Streptophyta, Magnoliopsida, Asterales, Asteraceae. The transcript has 12 exons.